Messenger RNA from Anolis carolinensis (green anole), 7239 nucleotides. It is a transcript of the gene opcml, whose product is annotated as opioid binding protein/cell adhesion molecule like. The coding region runs from base 245 to 1390 and encodes 381 amino acids. NCBI's taxonomy places the organism in Eukaryota, Metazoa, Chordata, Lepidosauria, Squamata, Anolidae. The transcript has 10 exons. The record is from RefSeq and is a predicted model, not a curated record.
GGCUUCUCCUGCCUGUGUGUUAUGUGCAGGGUGGGAAAAAAGGGGAGAGAGAGGGGGAGAAAAAUCAGACAACUGACUGCCUGUCCCCAUCUCUCUCUCUCUCUCUCUCUCUCUCUCUCUCUCUCUCUGUAGCUCACUAACUCACUCUCCCUCCCUCUGCAAACAUUGGAUUUAAACCUACUCAGAAUUCAGCACAGAGGAAAGCGGCAAGCCGAACCGCUUCAGACUACUGCAGCUCUUCAAGAUGUAUCAUCCUGCUUGCUGGAUCGUCUUCACGGCCACAACUGCCCUGUUCUUCAUCCCAGGUAAGUGGCAUUUACUUAUUGUUGAAUCUCACAAAAAAAGUCGAGAUGUAGGGAUGCAAAACAUCCCCCCUCCUCACCUCAACCCCGUUGGCAGUUUCUUGGCAGGAGUGCCGGUCCGCAGCGGAGAGGCCACCUUCCCCAAGGCCAUGGACAACGUGACCGUCAAGCAAGGCGAGAGCGCCACCCUCAGGUGUACUGUGGAUGACAGAGUCACUCGAGUAGCUUGGCUCAAUCGUAGCACAAUUCUUUACGCCGGGAAUGACAAAUGGUCAAUAGAUGACCGAGUGGUUAUCCUGACAAACACCAAAACCCAGUACAGCAUCAUGAUCCAUAAUGUGGACAUAUAUGAUGAAGGCCCCUACACAUGCUCUGUACAAACAGACAAUCAUCCAAAGACAUCGCGGGUCCAUCUCAUAGUGCAAGUUCCUCCCCAGAUUAUCAAUAUCACAUCAGACAUUGCAGUUAAUGAAGGCAGCAGUGUAACCCUCUUGUGCUUGGCAUUUGGGAGACCAGAACCAACAGUCACAUGGAAGCAUCUCUCUGGCAAAGGUCAGGGAUUUAUAAGUGAUGAUGAAUAUUUAGAAAUCACGGGGAUCACCAGAGACCAGUCUGGGGAGUAUGAAUGUGCCGCCGUUAAUGAUGUCGCAGCACCUGACAUCCGGAGAGUAAAAGUCACUGUAAACUACCCUCCAUCCAUCUCCAAUCCCAGGAACACUGGAGUUUCAGUUGGACAGAAGGGGAUCCUACGUUGUGAAGCCUCUGCUGUCCCUGUAGCAGAAUUUCAGUGGUUUAAAGAAGAAACCAGAUUAGCCAAUGGGCUGGAUGGAGUGAGAAUUGAGAACAAAGGUCGGAUGUCCACACUAACCUUCUUCAAUGUGUCAGAGAAGGAUUAUGGCAACUACACUUGUGUGGCCAUCAACAAACUGGGGAACACCAAUGCCAGUAUAAUCCUGUAUGAAAUAAGUCAACCUACAGCACUGGCAGGCCCAGGAGCAGUACACGAUGGCAACAGUGCAGCUUCCAGAGCGAUGGCUUGCCUCUGGCUAUCAGGCACUCUCUUUCUUUAUUUCCUCCUCAAGUUUUGAUAAGAAAAGUGAGGGUCCUUGCCGAUGACGCCUGGCUUCUCCCACACCACAGACUUUAAACCAUCCAUACUGCUGGGGAGGGGAGGGGGCAAACAAGCAAACAAACAAAUAAACAAACAGUCUGCAGCUUGAAUCUACUGCUGGGAGGGCGAGGGGAGGGGGAGGGCAACUGGGUUACAAGCCAACCACCCAUUAGGGACUGGUCAAUCAUGGGCAUCUCCCAAAGCAGAAUCAGUUUUAAUUUCCUCCCUUGACCCCGUACCUCAAAAAAAAAACACCCUAUUUAUAAAUGUCAACCUCUCAUUUCUACGGUCAAGAGUUUCCGAAAUGAGCCCACCCCAAUGCCCCAGGAGGAGGAUGCUUCUUAGUCCAGGAGACAAUGCACAACAAGAAAAACAAAAGCAAGCAAAAGAGAAAAAAAAAGGUGUCCUCCUAUCGCUGGUGUCUCUUGAGCAAAAGGAUUGUUCUAUUUGUAACACUGUACAUAUCUGUUCAUGUUUCUCCAAGUGUCUGAUUAUGCUCUGGUAUCACCUUGCUUCCACCUGGGUGGUUGUCUUAAUAAAUUUGUAGCCUGGCCAUCAGCACAGUCCUCUGCCUCCUCCCCAGCAUAUGUGUUAGAUCGUAAGCAUGAUGUUGGACCAGGUCGCACAUUUAGACACAGCCUGUGAGUUUGCAAAGCACGGAGAGGGGUGGCAAGGAAGGCCAGGGCACACACCUUUGACUUCGACCACAGAUGCUGGCUAUGCAUCUCCCAUUUUUCAGAAUAAUCAUGCCUUCAUUACACCCAUUCACCUGCCUGCCUUUUCCAUCAAUUAUUAGGCAUAUUUAUCCAUACAUCAAUGUAAUUAUCUGGCAAAGGCAUUUUUUUCUCCAAGCCAAAUCUCUCCUCUGUCAUCCUUCAUCCAUUCGUUCACUCAUCCAUCACCAUAAUCACAGCUAUUGAGUCCCACCUCCAUCUAGACAACUUUUUAAUUCCUCAUCAUUCAACCCAUUAUUAUUUCAACGUUCCACUUCGGGUUUUCAGUCUGCUGGAGAUUCAAGAAAGGGGAAACACAUAUGUAGCAACUAGUAAAGACUCCUGGCACAGAUAUAAACAAAAAAGAAGACUGAGAAUUGAAUGGGAUCAAAGACCCAACAUUCAGUAUCUCUCCAAAAUAUCGUUUCCCCAAGAAAGUCUGAGACCAUCCCAUUCCCAACUAAACAUAAAAAAAUCCUAGUUCUAAACAUUGCCUUAAAAAUAAUUCACAUGAUUUUUUUUUGUUUUUAUUUGGAAAUAUUCUACCAUCUAUUCCACUGUCCUAGAGUUCUACUGCACAUAAAUAUUCAUCUUUCUCUCUGGGGAAAGCAAUGUUAUUCUACAGUUGAAGCCCAACUGACUUGCUUUCCUUUCCCCACCCAGCCUGUUCCUAUGUAGUCUUAGAAGUCCAUCCACUCAGAAGCUGAUGGAGGUAGUGAGUUUGACACAUUCAUUUUGUAUUGGGGGUGGGGAGGGCUUUUUUUGGGAAGGAGCCGAAUUUAAUGCCAACUUAAUUUCCAAAUAUUGUAUCAGAUUUAAGUGGGGGAACCAGAUGGAAAAGGGGAAAGUGAAGCGGAUUCACGUGAUUUCUUGCCUCUUGGUGGUUUAUAUUGAAGCCCUUCAAAACAACAACAUUGAUUUCUACAGUAGAUGAAUGGCAUCAAGCUGUAUUUUAUUUCAGUUUUUGGGAUUCAAUUUGCUUAAAGUUUUGUCCGAAUGAUGCCGGAUUCAAGCUAUGGGAAGAUAUACUUCUUUCAUCAUAAGCAACACAGAAAUGGGAGAUUGUCACAGAGGAUGAAUUCUGGUCCCUACAAUGAAAGGAGAGAUGGGUUUCCUUAGAAGCUACGAGUGUUAAAGGCGAUGAACAGGUUGGUGCUUCUAAAUUUACAAGAGCUCUGUGUCAUGUCCCAGGACAAGUUGGACAGAUGGGAUUUCUAGAACACUUCCACGUGCUCUUGUCAAGAUCAGUCGUGUGGGAAGACCUAGUAGAUCUGGAUCAGAUUUGUGCUACUUCUUUUAUUGUACCUAAGUGGGACCAAGAUGGAAAAGAAAUACAUAAAGGAUUCCAAUAUUACCUUUUCUCCUUCUUUGGAAAUGUUCUCCAUAGGAGUAUGACCUGAAGACCAUCUUAUACAGACCAAGACCAAGAGGCCCAACAGUACCCUGAAAAGCAGUUAGAAAAAUAUAAUGCCCACUGUACUGAGCUGCUGGGAACACUAAAUGACCUUGUGGAUGGCAAGUGACUGGUGCCAGUUCCCAAAGUGUCUACGUGGAUGAUCAAAAAGUUGUGUUGUUCAAGUGUUUAGAUUAUCCACACAUGUAAAACAUGGAUGAUUACAGAGUCUGAUAUUUACUUAUACAAGACUAAAUAUUUGGGUGGUAUAUUCAUAUUGAAAAAGUUGGAAUGGUCAGGGCUUUGUUUUUAAAGGAAUAAAGACAGCAUAUCGACCACAACUACAUUAUUACUGAAUGUACAGACUUUGCUUCCCAUUACUUACUUUUCAGCCCCAGUGACAUGUUUUCCUUCAGAUACCAAGAAAAGAGUUUGUAAAACCCUUUAAAGGGGGGAAAGAGCAAGGGAGAGAGCAAGAGGAAAAGUGGGGAACAUGCUUUCCAAAAAUGCUUUAUUGCCCUGCCAACAUUUUACUACACUUCCUUUUCCGUACCGGGACAACAGGCAACGAAGCUCAACGAAGGGAAAGGGAAGACUUAAUUCAAAGUGACUUAGACAAUGAAGUGGACUGCAGUCAAUAAAACCUGAUGCCACAAUAAAUUUGUUAGCCUUUAAGGUGACACAAGACUCUUUGUUGUUUUCCACCAUGAAAGGAUCCAAUGUUAUGAAGCUAUUUGGGUGUCGAUUCAGUCUCUAUGAGAAAUUUGCAGCAGUGUGUUUUAAUGCAAAAAAGCAUUGAGUUGCUUUGCUGGAUCAAAUGAAACAACAGCUCCCAACUAGAUGCCUCCAGGUUGUGGCUUCUCCUUUUGACCUUGAAGAAUACUGAAGAGAUACGCUUGGUGUUUGGUUUGUUCGGAUUUGCAGCAAUGAGUUUGGAGCUUAUUUUAAAGGUGUUCUAAAUAAUAUAAGAUACACACUUCCGCUGUGUUCCUAUUGAGUUAGAUCAUCAUCAGGUCUGAUCUAACCUUAUGACUGAACUAGAAAUUAUUGAUUAAAAUUUAAGGUGUAUUGUUCGCAGGAUUUCUACUGUGUUUAAUUUAAUUCAGAAACCGAUAUGUAUGUAAAAGAAGCAUUUUUAGCUCUCAAAAACAAAUUGGCCAAAGAAAUAAUUUAAAAUUCUGAUGAGGAUUAAAAUAUAAACACUUCACGGAACAAUCAGCUCUAGAAAGCCAAACAUAAGGAAUUCCAUCCCACAAGUAGUAAAAUGCUUCUGUAGGCAAGGUCCUGGAACCUAGCCUUAGAAGUUGAACAAGCAAACCCUAAGGAGAUCCAUCCCUUUCUAUCCAUCAAAUGGAAGGAAAGAGAAUAACUCCUAGCUUUAAAAAAAGGAGGAAGAAGCAUAAGGAUGAUUGGAUGUUUAAUGGGGAGAAUUCCUUCCAGAAAAUGUGCACUGAAGUGCUGGUAGCACACCAUGUACUAAGUUUUCUUGAUAGUGGUUAACGUUAAGUGCCUAAUGUGUGGUGUUUGCAAAUAUUUUCCAGAUGCAUUUAAGUAAUAUGCAUUUUAUGAGACAUGUUGUGCAUUUCAGUGGUGGGAAAAUUCCAUGCAUUGCCUCUCGGAUAUGAUGCUUUGCUAUGUUUGGGAGCAACACAGUAAGCAUGAACCUCCCUCCAUUCAUUUCUGUGGGAACUUGCAAAAAGCUUCAUCUGGUUCCACUGAAAUGACUGAAGGUUGUGUAGCAAUACCAGUUGGUAAGUUACACUGUUUGGUUAUGAAUUGACCUAACUAUAAUUACAUGACCUAAAGCCCACUUACUUUAGUGAAACUGUGUGCAAACAAACUGAACACAAGAUUGCAGCCCAAAAUGUCAUUUGCAUAGGGCUCAUUGAAAUGAAUGGAAUUGGCCCUGGCCUAAGCAAGUGUUCAUUAGUUUGGGGUUUGCUUUUUGAGUGAGGCCUUUAAGUUUAAGGUCAUGGUUAUAUUUCACAUGUAAGGCACUUUGUUUCUGGAACACGGGAAGCUUCCUUGUAACAAGUCAUACCAUUGAUUCAUCUAACUCAAUACGGUCUAUAUUGACUUGCCGUAGCUCCUUAAGGUUUCCGAAGCUCCUUGCAUGCCAGAAUGAAAUGUGAAAAUUUGCAUUCCAAAAAAGAAGAUGUUAUUUUGAAUUAUAUUGCUUAGUUUUUAAUGUAUUGUGUAAUAGAAGCCAGGAAUGGCUAUUGGCUAAACUGAGACUGAAUCCAGUGAUCCUUAUUAAAUUGUGGCGUUGAGCAGUUCUUCUUCUUAAAAACUGAAAACAUUCUUCUGAUGUUUAGAUAUUAUGUGGAAUAUCUGUGAUUAGCAUUCUUAAAGAUAAAUUCAAGCAGAAUGACACAGAAAGAAGUGUAUUUUGAGGACUAUUUGCAGUUCAGUCUGCAUUUUCUGCACAGAAAGCUGCAUUUUCUGCACACACUAUAUUAAAGGAAAAUCCACCCAAAAGUCAGUUCCACAGGCACUAGAGAACAAAUGAUACCUAGAGUUUUUAAAGUAUAUGGGGAAAAUAAUAGCAAAUACACUUGGGAUCUAGAGGACUCUUGAUUAAAUCCUCAAAAUAAAAUUUCACUGAAUUUGUACACAUGAUGUUCCAAGCAAGCUAAUACGGAGUUUUCUGAAAACCUUAAAGCCACUGCAUGCAAGCAGGACCAGAGUAUUUUCAAUUCCAGAUAAAAGGCUUGGUCAUAUUAUUUAGUAAGUUAACCUUCAUCCUCGCCCAGAAAUUAUGUGUAUUCAUAUGUGCACAAAGGUUCUCAUGCAUAUGAUUCUUCCUAUCAAAUUUAUAAGUGCACCAUACUCUCAAAUAAUUAUAAUUAUAAUCAACAAAAAAUCCCUAUAUAUGCAUUGGAGUGGAGAGAAUAAAAAGUGACUCAGGUUUUGUUUGACACAACAUAUGAAGAUUAAAAAAAAUAACUAAAUCCAAAUCCAAGCCUAUUAAAAGACACAGCUGAUCCAAUACAUCUUCUACACUGGAUGUCUGCAUUAAUUCAUGGAGAUUGCAUCUACUAUGGCUUCAAGAUGGAAACUCUCCCUAGCUGUUGAUCGAUAAGACUCAUCACUUACUCUUUCACUUAAGCGAGCAAACAAACAAAAUAACACAAGAUAGAAGAAUAAUUUCUAUUAUUUCCAGCUACCGGGGAGCAUUUUUAAAAAAACCAUUCAAGUUACUUGUGCAAUGUAUAAGUGCAAUUGUGAGGAAACAUGUUGGGUGUAUGAAUCCGUUACCUGUCCAUUUCAGUCCUUAUCUUUGGUAGACUUACAAGUUCUUCUGUGACUUCUCAAUGGUGCAAUUCUUCUAGCUGUGUCAAAGCUAUGGGUGUGCACAUUGUUUUCAAACAAUUUAUCCUAUAAAAAAAGAAAUAAAAGAUAAAAUAGUAAAUAAAUUUUCAAUGUUCAAAUGCUUUAAUGAGAGAGAAAAGUUAUAUCAAACAGAAAUUUUCAAAGCAUUUUUCCUUUUAUUUUGUCAGCCUUCUAGAGAUACUUUCUAAAUUUUAUUUUUUAUCUCUUAAAGCAAACAAGGUCAAGUCUUUCUUCUUUUUUUUCCUGUCAAUAAUCGUAUUAAAAGGGUGAAUAUACUACCUGAAAUUUUGUGCAUGUUACAUUGUAGUUGUAACCUUUUCUAAUUCAAAAAGAAUAAGAGAUGGUUGUGAUUGUGCAGUGUAUCAAUAAAGUUUGAAGAAAUUUGUA